GGUAUUUAUCUGCCUCCCUUAGCAGCCUCCCCAGUGUACUCUCCCCAAAGAUAUGCCCAGUUCAACUCUGCCAGAAUGUGCGCACUACUUCCCCCCACCAGAAACAAAGGAGGACUUGGAAUUUGCGGACCUUCCCCCCAUACACCCUGAAGGACGUGCACAGCUCUAUCCGCAGCUCCGAGAUGCACUACGCACCCAUGGCUUUCUCUACGCCAUCAAUCAUGGUUAUACCCAAGCUCAGCGUGACAGAAUCUUUGACAUAGCUGGUGUUCCUUUCAAUGACGUCUCUCUGGAUGAAAAGAAGACAUACACCGCCAGUAUCGAGGAAGUUGGGUCUUAUGCAGGCUAUAAACUUCGUCAAUUCUGGAGAGUCGACACGGAGAAUCAAAUUCACGAUCAGAUUGAGAACUAUGCAAUAAACCUCAAUGUAGAAAACCGUCCCCAUCCCACAGCCUUGCGCCCCUUCCUUCCGGAGAUAGAUCAUUUCGCUCGCCAUAAUCACUUUAAUAUUCUCCACCCGAUUCUUCGCUUGAUUGCGUUAAGCCUCGAGCUGCCCGAGGAAACUUUGGUGGAAAAACACAACUUUGACCGAACAGGAGAUACCUCUGGUUACUAUAGGCGCUCGAAUGAUGAAGAGGAGAAAUCAAAGAAUGUCUGGUUGAAGGGACACACAGACACCGGCAGCAUCACCAUUCUAUGGAGUCAGCCUGUCGGAGGGCUGCAAAUCCUAGGUCCCGACGGGAAAUGGAAAUGGGUCAGACACAUUGACAACGGUUUGGUCAUCAAUACAGGCUACAUGAUGACAUUCUUCACAGGCGGAUACUACAAGCCCACGAUCCAUCGCGUCAUCCAGCCCCCCUCGGACCAACACGCCUACGACCGUCUGGGUGCAUACUACUUUGCGAUGGCAAACGACGACGUUCGCUUGCUGUCGUGUGCUGAAAGCCCUGUGUUAAAGCACGUUGGGAUUGAGCGCCAGUGUCUCGACGAGGAUUCGCCAUUGUGCGAGACGUGGAGAAAGGGAAGGACGGCGGCGUAUGGGAGGUCUGAUCUCAAGAAUGGGGUGGAACGUGGUGUUGAGGAGGAGGUUAUCGAGGGGAUUGUGGUGAAGCAUUAUAACUGAGUACUGAAGAGCGGCGGAAUAUUUAUCAUGGAUUAUUAUUAUGAUUGGCUAACUUUUUGUAUGGUUUAGCAGGAUCGGUUAUUGAUGAUUGCACGGCUAUGUGGACGUCGUUCUCAUACGAGGAAGAUGGAGAAGGAGAGGAGAGUAGGAUUGCGUUUUAUCUUAAGCGAAGGGCAACUAAUGGAGUACUGACUCUAAACCGAGACAUUCGAGGAGUACACAAUACUCACAACAUACAGUAUAUAUAUCCGGAAUCGAUGUAAUUAUUCCGAGCUCUCAUGACGCUCACCUUGUAAACUCGUGAC
Molecule: messenger RNA, 1428 nt
Organism: Suillus subalutaceus
Lineage: Eukaryota; Fungi; Basidiomycota; Agaricomycetes; Boletales; Suillaceae
Exons: 11
Coding region: 53-1123 (356 amino acids)
Source: RefSeq, a predicted model, not a curated record